Molecule: messenger RNA, 911 nt
Organism: Salvia splendens (bonfire salvia)
Lineage: Eukaryota; Viridiplantae; Streptophyta; Magnoliopsida; Lamiales; Lamiaceae
Product: pentatricopeptide repeat-containing protein At1g05600
Exons: 3
Coding region: 72-911 (279 amino acids)
Molecular function (GO): protein binding; mRNA binding
Source: RefSeq, a predicted model, not a curated record
CAGGUUUCUCCGCCUCGACGCUGCUCUCAACCUUCUCUCACACUCUGAUUCCGGUUGAGGUGUUUAAUACCAUGAGUGUGAGAUGGCCAAGGUUUUUGACACCAACUUAUCUCUCACAGCUAAUACGUAGCCAGAGAAACCCAUUAAAGGCUUUGGAUAUUUUCAAUGAAGCUAAGACUAGGUAUCCAAGUUACCGCCAUAAUGGUCCCGUAUAUGCUACCAUGAUCAGAAUGCUUGGAGGCUCGGGGAGAUUGACUGAGAUGAAAGAAGUCGUUAAUCAGAUGAAAAAGGACUCUUGUGAAUGCCAAGAUUCGCUCUUUGCCGACAUAAUCGGAACUUAUGCUAGUGCUGGUUUGUUUGAUGAAGCUUUUUCUCUGUUCAAUAGUCUUUCUGAAUUUAACUGUGUGAUAUAUACAGAGUCUUUUAAUACUCUGUUGGAGAUAAUGGUGAAGGAAUCCAAGCUAGAAACAUGUUAUCAGUUUUUUGUGGAGAAUUGUCAUGGUUGGGAGAUCAAGUCUCGAGCCCGUCCCUUGAAAUUGUUGAUGACUUCUCUUUGUCAGAUGCAUCGUUCAGAUCUUGCACUGCAUGUUUUCCAAGAAAUGGGCCAUCAGUGGUGCUAUCCCGAUAGGGAUACAUAUCGGAUCUUGAUGAAGGGUUUGUGUGAAGACAAAAGAUUUGUUGAGGCAACUCAUUUGUUGUAUUCUAUGUUUUGGAGGGUUUCUCAGAAGGGUUGUGGUUCUGAUGUGUCUGUAUACAGAAUGCUAUUGGAGUCUCUAUGUGACAAUGGACACGCUGGUCCUUUCGUCGGGGAUACUUUCAAGAACACUUCAUCACUAACAUCGAAUUUGAUUUCUGGGCCACUCGGUAUGACGCCUUUGAUACUGGUGCAGACCCUGGUUCCAAAUCAAUAG